AUGGCCGGUCAGAAAUUAUACCCUCGGGCGACGGUGAAGAAGAUUGUGAAAGCUCACUCGAAUUGCAACGUGAGCAAGAAUGCUGAUGUCAUGGUACCUCUAACCCCAACCUCAAACGCGUCAGCAGAGCUUCUAACGCAAAGGAACCAGAUGUUUCUGGAUUAUAUGCUCUUUAUGCAAACACUCAUGAAAGAGGCCGCGAUUGAAGCCAAGCAAGGCGGAGAGCGAGGCAUCACGGCCCGGAGCGUGAAGAAGGCCACAGUGGACUCGCUUGCCAAGUUUAGGGGAUGA
Molecule: messenger RNA, 291 nt
Organism: Chaetomium globosum CBS 148.51
Lineage: Eukaryota; Fungi; Ascomycota; Sordariomycetes; Sordariales; Chaetomiaceae
Exons: 3
Coding region: 1-291 (96 amino acids)
Biological process (GO): kinetochore assembly; chromosome segregation; mitotic cell cycle
Cellular component (GO): nucleoplasm; kinetochore
Molecular function (GO): protein heterodimerization activity
Source: RefSeq, a predicted model, not a curated record